UACACUCGCAAACGCCAUUAAAAACUAGGGCUGAGGGGCUUACGUUGAAAACUUCCCUUGUUUAGCUAAUCAUUUGGACCGACAACGAAAUAUUGCCGCUGGGAUUCCCCCAAAGCAUAAGGCGGAGGGUAAGUGGACAAGGGUGUGUCUUUGAUGAGUUUGAAACAGCCAAGAUAGCAAGCGCACACAUUUUUUUCAAGAAAUUUACCUUUCUAUUUGGAAAUGUGCGUAAGGAAAGCGGGAGUACUGUACUUGUGUUCUGGCCACUUUGUAGCCUACAGUACCUGACAUUCCGAAGGACUUCAAGUUGUUGAUCAACUAAAAUGACUUGUGGUUGUCAUCGUGAAGAAUACUGGAUCGUUGAAAAACAUUGAUAUUCCUGUAGCCUACUUUGUUACCCCUCUAAACGUAUAGGCAGGCCUAUGUGGAUGUGAGAUAUCUGACGCACAUUUAAAACAUCGAGCGCACAGGUUACCUAAUGGAGAUGGAUUUCCAAAGGCUGCUGUUGCAGGUGGAACAAGCCCUGAGCAGGGAAGAAGUACAAGCACUUGCAUUUCUUUGCAAAGAUCUGCUUGAGAAAGACUGUAGCUCAGUGCCCACAGCAAGUCAACUCUUCUCUCUUCUGACGGACCAAGAACUGUUAACCCCCGAUCAGCCUUACUUGCUUGCUGAUUUAUUAUGUACCAUCCAGCGCCACAGCUUGAUGCGAGAGCUUGGCCUCAACAACCAGCUUCCAACAACCAGUAGCCUCAUCUCUCCAUAUAGAAAACUGCUGUAUGACCUAUCAGAGAACACCACUGAAGACGAGUUGAGAGAGAUUAAGUUCCUAUUGGUUAACAUACUCCCUCGUAGGAAACUGGAGGGCAACGUGACUACCUUGCAAGUAUUCCUGGAAAUGGAGAAAAUUGAUAUUUUGAGCGUCAUAAAACUAAACAUUGUUGAAAGUAUGUUUGGAAGUGUCUGCCCCAUGUUGAAAACAAGAAUCAACCAGUUUAAAACAAAGCAGGGGCCAGUAACCCAAAAAACAGGGGUGGGAUUGUUAAGACCAAGGUCUUCUUCUGCAUGUCUUCCAGAAAACCAGGCUGUCUCCAUGCUUCCAAUGAGACCUGUGUCAUGUGGACUAUCAGUCGAACAACGUGGACAUUCUGACACGAUGUUCUUUCCCUCUUCGUACUUCUCUUCAGCUUCACAGCCUUCAGCUGAGGUGUCCACUCUGAAUCCAGCUGACACCUCUCUGGGUGAGUCCCUGAGCCACACUGAACAAGAUGUUCGGAGGGUCUCAGAUACAGCGGAUGCAGUACUUUCACAUAGGCUGGGUCUCCUAAGUACCAGUGGGGACAACAAUGCUGCUCUCAGCCAAGAGAACCACCAUGUUUCAUCCAUACCCUCACGUGGACACAAUAAGAACUUUGACCCUGCAAAUCGUCAGCCAGGAAACACCACAAAAGAGGAAGUGGGAGAAUAUGCUAUGACAGGAAGAAAGAGAGGUUACUGUCUGAUAAUUAACAACUACAACUUCAGAAAUUCUCCAAAACCCCUAAACAAUAGAGAGGGAACACAGGUUGAUGAAAGCAGUUUGGUGAGUGUGUUUGAGUGGCUGGGCUUUGAGACGCAGAUUGAGCCAGACUGCAGCCGGGAGCAGUUACUGUCUCGAGUUGAGGAGCUCCGCAGCCGUGACCACAGCCAGAUGGACUGCCUGGUGUGCUGCGUUCUGAGCCACGGGCUGGAGGGAGGUGUUUAUGGGGUGGACGGGCUGAAGGUCAGAGUCAGGGAGCUCACAGAGCCCUUCUCUGGACUGGAGUGCAGCUCACUGAGGGGAAAGCCCAAGCUGUUCUUUAUCCAGGCCUGUCAGGGCAUCGAGGAACAACAGCCAGUAUUCAUUCAGUCCGAUUGCCCAGGCGCUGAUGGCUCUACUAUCACCAGCUCUAUCUGCACUGAUGCAGUGGUACCCAGAGACUCCAUUCCCUCUGAUGCCGACUUCCUUCUGGGCAUGGCCACUGUCCCUCACUUUGCCUCUUUCAGAGACAUAAGUAAGGGCACUUGGUUCAUCCAGUCAUUGUGCCAGAACCUCAUCAACAUGGUUCCCAGUGGGUAUGACUUGCUGUCCAUCCUGACCAAGGUAAACGAUGAUGUCAGCAGUAAGAGUGAUAACCAUGGCACCAGGAAGCAGAUGCCCCAGCCUGCAUACUCACUCAGGAAGAGGCUGGUCUUUCCCAUCCCAAAAGACCCUCCUCCCAGACUACAUGAGCCAGAAAUAUUGGCUUGAGAGCACUAGAGAAGAGGGGUUUAAAUAUGGUCCUUAUACUUUCCCAUCCCAAAAGACCCUCCUCCGAGACUUUUCCUCUCAGACUACAUGAGCCAGAAAUAUUGGCUUGAGAGCACUAGAGCAGAGGGGUUUAAAUCUGGUCCUUAUACUUUCCCACCAAAUCAGGAAUGGAUUCAGACACUGUAUGUGUAGACUCACCAACAAUAUAUACACCCUCUGGGAUCACUCAGGUAGAAGGUGCAGGUUUACGUUUUAUACCUCGCUCUGUUUUAUUUACACUACCAGUCAAAAGUUUGGACACACCAAGUCAUUCCAGGGUUUUCUUUAUUUUUACUGUUUUCUACAUUGUAAACUGUUAAAAUAACAUAUAUGGAAUCAUGUAGUAACCAAAAAAAGUGUUAAAACAAAAUAUAUUUGAGAUUCUUCAAAGUAGCCACCCUUUUCCUUGAUGACAGCUUUGCACACAUGAGUAGGUGUGUCCAAACUUUUGACAGGUACUGUAUAAAAAAUGAAAUUCAGUAGAAAUAUAUAUUUUUUUAAACUGUAAAUAGAAAAUUGUAGGAAAUGUUUUUAAUGCUUCAAUAUGAAACCUUUUGGCCAAAGUCACAUGAAAUUUGAGUUAUAGGUCUGUCAUUCUCAUUGAAAGCAAGUCUACGAAGCAGUAGAUCGGUUCUAUGUGGACUAUUUCUAUACUUAAAGUUUUUUUGUUUACAUCUGUUUUGUACAACAGUUUCAUACACCUGAAAAUACAAUAUUAUUGGUUAUGGAAAUAUAUUUCACAGCAGUUUAAAUGGUACAAUGAUGCUCUACACUAUACUUGCUUGUUUUGUCACACUGAAAUUAGGCGAACUAUUAGAAUUUUAGCAACCAGGAAAUGGCAGAGUGAUUUCUGCAUAUUGCAUCUUUAAAUUGUAUUUUUAAAUGGUGUAAAGGAGAAGCAAUAACAAUAUAACUGAAGAGCAUUUAUCAUGCAACUUGUUUACCAUUUUGUUUUUUCUUCUAUAUUAUAAAAUUCUUAUCCCCUUGUACGUUGACUUCCUAAAUCAAUAAAGGCAAUUUUCAUUCAAUGUUGA
This is a messenger RNA of Oncorhynchus mykiss (rainbow trout), 3339 nucleotides long. The record is from RefSeq and is a predicted model, not a curated record. Lineage: Eukaryota; Metazoa; Chordata; Actinopteri; Salmoniformes; Salmonidae.